GUUGACAAAUACUCCGGUGUCAGAUAUACGUAAAUAAACAAUUCUGCAAUUGAAAAGUUUUGAAAAAAAUACUGUUUCCUCUAAAAUAAAAGGUUUUAUUGAAAUAUGGAGAGCAAUUACAAAGAUUUGUAUAAAAAGAAAAUACUGUUGAAGGAACAACAAAUGAAACGACGAAAAGAACUGCUUGAAAUUCAGAAAAGGCGAAGAGAUGAAAUGUUCAUUUCUGGAAGAGAAUCAGUGAAAACACCACAAGAACAAAGCUUUAAAAAGAAACAACUAAAAAACAGAUACACUAAUAUAAUAAUGUUAUCAGAAUUUAUGAUAUCACUCCCUGAAGAUAUUGAAAAUUUCACCCUUAUACCUUGUCCAAAAGGUGUUAGAUGUUCUCUCGUAACAGAAGAAUCUAAACAUAAGAAAUAUGCAAAUCUUUUCAACAAAAAGGGUAAAAGAAUACUCAAUUUCAAAACUAAUAUCCCUCCAAACACAAUACUUGAUUGCAUCUUUAGUAUGGUAACAAACACAAUUUACAUCCUUGAUAUAAUUGCUUACAACAAUCAUGAUAUGAGCGAAUGUGAAGCUUUUUUCAGAUUGUUUUGGAUUAAAAGCAAGUUUUUAGAAGAUGAACUUCAUGUCUUGAAUGAUGGAAAACAGUUGAAACUUGAAUUGCUUUCAAAUUACGAUUUUUCAGAUCCUCAUACAAUAAAGCUUGUUUUUGAAACUUAUGCACCCUUUAAAGAUGGAGCAGAACUUGAUGGAUAUUUAUUUUAUCACAAAGAAUGUUUACCAAUAGAAGGAUCUUAUACAGCUGGCGAGACACCGCUUGUCUUAUGGUUAUUCCCAUUCAUGGUUAAUGAACUCUUUGAAAGUUUCAAAGUUCAUGAAUUUUAUUAUUCGCAGCGGCCAGAGAAUUACACAAAUCAUCUUCUCUCUAUAGAAGAAUACUUCAAGAAAACACGUGAAAAACAUGGAAAUUUUGAUGAUGAAAUGAUGAACGUUCAAGAUAAAAAAAUGUGUGAUCAAAUUGCCCUCCCAUGUCCAUUACCAUGCCCAGAACCGUGUCCACCAUGUUUAGAUCCCUGUUUGCCUUGUUUCCCAUGCUUCCUUUGCCCAUCGCCAUGUUCACCAUGUCCACCAAAGCUUGUUUUUGAAACUUAUGCACCCUUUAAAGAUGGAACAGAACUUGAUGGAUAUUUAUUUUAUCACAAAGAAGGAUCUUAUAUAGCUGGCGAGACACCGCUUGUCUUAUGGUUAUUCCCAUUCAUGGUUAAUGAACUCUUUGAAAGUUUCAAAGUUCAUGAAUUUUAUUAUUCGCAGCGGCCAGAGAAUUACACAAAUCAUCUUGUCUUUAUAGAAGAAUACUUCAAGAAAACACGUGAAAAACAUGGAAAUUUUGAUGAUGAAAUGAUGAACGUUCAAGAUAGUGAAAAUAUUCAUGAUUUAGCUGAUAAUUAGAUUAAAUUGAAAUCUAAAAAAUAAAUUAAGCCAACAUCUUGACUCUUUGAAUGUUAAACAAGCAAUUAAUAUAUUUUAAUAAAUUAUCAUUGUAUACUGUAAACUAUUGUUUAGCAAUUGGAAAUGUAGUUACAUAAAAUUUUAUUUUAUUAAAAUCGGUAA
Molecule: messenger RNA, 1614 nt
Organism: Clunio marinus
Lineage: Eukaryota; Metazoa; Arthropoda; Insecta; Diptera; Chironomidae
Source: the annotation of a GenBank genome assembly